Linum trigynum is the source of this 2106-nucleotide messenger RNA. Lineage: Eukaryota; Viridiplantae; Streptophyta; Magnoliopsida; Malpighiales; Linaceae. The record is from the annotation of a GenBank genome assembly.
AUGGACUCAACCUACGCCUCCUCCAGCUACCCCGACCUUUCUUCCCCGGCGAUGCCCACCGCCGGAGGCGUCUCCCGCCCUGUCAAGAUCAUUCCUCUUCAGCAUCCUAGCGUCGGCGCCGGUUCUUCUUCUUCCUCCUCGAAUUCCCCGGCCGCUUUCUUCUCCGGCCUCGCCACCAAAUGGAAACGCCUCACCUUCCUCCAAUUCAUCGACGGCCUCUUCCCCUGUUACCGUUGGAUUCGAACCUACAGAUGGCGCGACGACUUCCAGGUCGAUCUCAUCGCCGGUCUCACCAUCGGCAUCAUGCUCGUCCCUCAGGCUAUGUCUUAUGCAAAAUUAGCAGGGCUUGAACCAAUUUAUGGACUGUACACCGGCUUUGUCCCCAUCUUUGUGUAUGCAAUAUUCGGGUCAUCGCGGCAGCUGGCGAUUGGUCCUGUGGCCCUUGUUUCUCUUCUGGUGUCCAAUGUUCUAAGGGGAAUUGCUGGUUCUUCCGACGAGUUGUACAUUGAACUUGCCAUAGUAUUGGCUCUUAUGGUUGGAAUACUGGAGUGCAUUAUGGGUUUUUUGAGGCUUGGAUGGCUUUUACGAUUCAUCAGCCACUCUGUUAUUUCUGGCUUUACAACUGCUUCAGCCUUUGUGAUUGGACUAUCACAAGCAAAGUAUUUCUUGGGAUACAACAUCACACAGAGCAGCAAGAUUGUGCCAUUAAUUCAGAGCAUAAUAGCUGGAGCAGACCAGUUCGCAUGGCCUCCUUUCGUGAUGGGAUCUGGCAUACUUGCUGUACUUCUUAUUAUGAAGCAUUUGGGAAAAUCGAGGAAGCAAUUCAGGUUUCUUCGAGCUGCAGGUCCCCUCACAGGUGUCAUUUUGGGGACAACUUUAGCAAAAAUAUUUCAUCAUCCGUCUAUUUCAUUGAUAGGAGAGAUACCUCAGGGUCUCCCAAGCUUCUCAGUUCCAAAGAAUUUUGGCUAUGCAAAGUCUCUAAUACCCACAGCAUUUCUCAUUACUGGGGUAGCAAUAUUGGAAUCUGUUGGGAUUGCCAAAGCUUUGGCUGCAAAGAAUGGAUAUGAACUCGAUUCAAGUCAGGAGUUGGUUGGUCUUGGUUUAGCCAAUAUCUUUGGCUCUUUCUUCUCCUCCUAUCCAUCAACAGGUUCAUUUUCUAGGUCAGCUGUUAGCAAUGAGAGUGGGGCAAAAACUGGCUUAUCCGGCAUCAUUACUGGAAUAGUUAUGGGCUGUGCUCUUUUGUUCUUGACUCCAUUAUUUGAGUUCAUACCACAGUGUGCUCUGGCUGCAAUAGUCGUUUCAGCUGUGAUUGGACUGGUGGAGUAUGAGGAGGCAAUCUUCUUAUGGCGUAUCGAUAAGAAGGAUUUUCUUCUUUGGAUCAUUACUUGCACCACCACUUUAUUCCUAGGUAUCGAGAUUGGUGUUCUCAUCGGGGUGGGUGUGUCACUUGCUUUUGUCAUUCAUGAGUCAGCAAAUCCACAUAUCGCUGUCCUGGGGCGGCUUCCAGGCACCACUGUAUACAGAAAUGUUCAACAAUACCCAGAGGCAUAUACAUACCAUGGCAUUGUGGUCGUUCGCAUUGAUGCCCCAAUAUAUUUUGCAAAUACAAGCUACAUAAAGGACAGACUGCGAGACUAUGAAGUUAACGUUGACAAUUCGAUCCGACGUGGACCAGAAGUCGAAAGGAUAUACUUUGUGAUUUUAGAGAUGUCACCUGUUACGUACAUAGACUCGAGUGCCGUCCAAGCUCUGAAGGACCUGCACCAAGAGUACAGAUCCCGAGAUAUCCAGAUAGCUAUUACAAAUCCGAACCGAGAAGUUCUACUGACGCUUUCGAAAGCUGGGGUUGUGGAACUCAUUGGCAAGGAAUGGUACUUCGUACGAGUGCAUGAUGCGGUCCAAGUCUGCCUUCAGCAGGUUCAGAGUUUGCACCAAACUUCAUCGCCAGCAGCGGAGUCCAAACCCAAUCGAUUCGAGAGGUUAUUGAAACAGAGAGGGGAGGACUUGUCGGUGGCCGAGUUGGAAUCUGGGCAGAGAAAAGCAUCUGCUUCCAGGAAUGGUGACCCGAACUUGGAGCCAUUGUUGUCCCACAAGUUCACCCCUUGA